ACAUGGAGGCGUAUACUGCAAGGACACCAAGAAAAACAAACAAAAACAAAUGUCCUUGUUCCAACUUUGGAAGUUUUUUUUUUAUUUUUCACCUGAAGAUCUCUAUCUUUGCCGAGUCUGAAAGGUCGAUACAACAGGGAUGAACUAACUGUGUCUGUCAGCUAAGCGGAAAUUAUCUUUGUUCCCGGAAGUGUUGGUAUGGUUUUCUGCAAGUGUGAGGUUUGACAGGCGUCCGCUGUAGCUUUUGACAUCUUAUAAAGGGAAAUAUUUCAGUAUGGAGUUAUGUGAGAUGCUUUACAAUAAGGCCGAGUACAUCGAAACGGCCUCUGGUAAUAAAGUAAGCAGACAAUCGGUGCUAUGCGGAAGUCAAAACAUUGUUCUCAAUGGUAAAACCAUUGUAAUGAAUGACUGCAUAAUUCGAGGGGAUCUAGCAAAUGUCAGGGUAGGACGCCAUUGUGUCAUCAAGAGUCGCAGUGUCAUAAGGCCACCAUUUAAGAAGUUCAGUAAAGGGGUUGCAUUCUUCCCUCUCCACAUUGGUGACCAUGUAUUUAUAGAGGAAGACUGUGUUGUCAACGCUGCUCAGAUCGGGUCAUAUGUCCACAUUGGAAAAAACUGUGUUGUUGGACGGAGAUGUGUUUUGAAAGAUUGCUGUAAAAUUCUAGACAACACAGUAUUGCCACCUGAAACUGUAGUUCCACCAUUUACAGUAUUUUCUGGAUGUCCAGGAUUGUUCUCUGGAGAACUGCCAGAGUGUACCCAGGAACUCAUGAUCGAUGUUACAAAGAGCUAUUACCAGAAGUUCCUACCUCUCACACAGGUUUAAUGGCUGCCUGAAAGAGCAGGGAAUCAGAAGGGGAAAGGCUUCUUAUUGUGAGCAGUGCUACAUGUGUUAGUACCAGUGGAAGGAAGAACUGCUCUGCAGAGUCAAACCCCACAGUCUGUCUGCUGCAUUAUUUCAGAAAGGAUGCAUUUCCUAACCACCUUUUCUGCUGUAUGUUUAUAGAAACAGCAAUAAACUCUUUAUGAAUGAGUGUCCCAUGGUUGGUUCAUAAGACAAGGACACAGUGGACCUGAAAAUGAGCACCUGGUGUAUAUAACAAAUGAAAGCCCUCAUCAGAACCAUUAUGUUUUAUGUAGGCUGAACUGGUUAAGUAUAUAUUUAGAGUGUCUUAUAACUAAACUUUGAUUGUAGCAAAGCUUGCUUCAGCAGGGAAAAAGCACUGCAUGUGAGAAGAGUGUGGAAAGCAUCACAUAGAAACUUACCACAUAACACUUUAAAAGUCUGUAAAGUAAAUGUUAAUUGCUGCCCCACAUUUUGCAAUGGUGUAUAAGACAUUUCCUUUUAGGAGCUUUGCUGGGUUUGCUAAAUUCCUGUAUAUUUAUUAACACUAAGAGAAGUUUACAUUGAGUACUAAACCGUAUUGCUAAUGAGAAUCAUUCAACUACACCAUCAAUGUAUGUGGCUGUAUUAAAACGUCUGCUCAGUUUUUCUGGUUGACUCAGAUUUCAUAAUAAAUGUUUAAUGUUUGUAUUAUUUAAAAAGAAUAGUAUGAGUAGCUAUGUUUAUGGAGGUCGACAUUUCAGAAUAUACAUUUGACAUAAUAUGAUGUGCUGUUGAAGUCCAGUAAGGAAAUAGGUUCUUUCCUUACAAGCCAUUCUUUUUAUUUUAUUUUUUUUUUACCCGCAGUGAGAUAAAGUUGUUUGCACACAAGAGGUCUUUUCCAAAACAACUGAUCUGUCAUACAAAUAAAAGAAAAAAAGUUUGAA
Protopterus annectens (West African lungfish) is the source of this 1767-nucleotide messenger RNA. RefSeq names its product dynactin subunit 5 (gene DCTN5). The record is from RefSeq and is a predicted model, not a curated record. The coding region runs from base 275 to 823 and encodes 182 amino acids. The transcript has 7 exons. Lineage: Eukaryota; Metazoa; Chordata; Ceratodontiformes; Protopteridae.